CUCAAAAUUGAAUUUUUGUUUUCGUCAAAUUGACAUCUUACGUGAUUAAUUAAUAAUAAUAAUAAUUAUUGUUAUUAAUAUAAUUAAAAGUGAAAAUGGGUAUUGACAAAAAUUUUAGUGAACUGAAUAAAAUAAAAAAUAAAAAAUCUUAUUGAGUUGUUUUGUAUUAUUUUUUGUGUUGGCGUUGGGUAGGGGAUGAGCAUGGUUGACAUUGUGGAGGAAGACAAAUCGGAGAAGGUCGAAAUCGUCCUCAAAACUAUCGGUCCAUCUCCACCCUCUCGCCUUCUCGUUCCCCCUUCCAUCAAGGUGCGUGAUUUGAGAAGAUUAAUUGCAAGUAAUGGUCAUUUACCUAUUGACAACUUGAGUCUUAUUCUGCGGGGAACUGCAUUAUGUGACAUAAAAAAUGGAGAUGAUGUGCGCAUACAACUCAAUCACGGAGAUUGCUUGAUUGUUGCUGUCAAACCAAAGCCACCGGUGAAGGAUGGGCAUGACAACGAGGAUGACGAUGAAGAUUUGAAGUUUCAGCUUCCCCACACAUCAAGUCGGUGGAAAAAGAAGCUAUACUCUUUUCUACAUGAUAACUUGAAGCUUCCAGAUAUCCUUUUGAUGGUAAUUUUCACUCUGAGCCUGAAGGCAUGGGUUCUCAUAAUUAUGUGGUUUGUCCUGGCCCCUGUUGCCCAUAGAUGGGAUCUCGGACCUUUGUAUAUACUUGCAACUGGCUUUUGUCUCAUCCUCUUCAAUCUUGGAAAGCGCAAAGCUGGUGACACCAGUGCGUACUCUAUCUUCAAUGAAGACUUUAGAGAGCUUCCGGGGACGCUCAAUGCAGAUCGGUUUGAUAGAGAUAUAAGAGCGGGACAGUUUUGAGCCUUGUCCUCCUCAUCAUCCAAACACUCAAAUUGUCUCACAUGAUGUAUAUUUGCCCAAUCACAAGGAGCUAUUGGAUGGCCAAAGAGUUCACAAGCAUAGUAACUUUUCAGCAAUGUUGUAUUGUAUUUGUAGCCCAGUCCGGUAAAAAAUGAAGUGACAAGUCUUCUGUUUAGUUUUUACCUUUCUUCUACUAUAUUUAUGCUUGAUCUGUGUGUAAAUUAUAUUAUUAUGAUGUAUUUAGACGAAAUGUGUUCCCCUGUGAAUAUCUUUGUUUCUGGUCCCUAGCUUUCUGUUUGAGCUCACUCUUUGCUUUGAAACAUGUAUACAGAAGCUUGUCAGGAUUCCAAAGUUGAGGGUGGUAUUUAAAAAUAUGAUUAAAUUAAA
This is a messenger RNA of Cicer arietinum (chickpea), 1251 nucleotides long. RefSeq lists its product as uncharacterized. NCBI's taxonomy places the organism in Eukaryota, Viridiplantae, Streptophyta, Magnoliopsida, Fabales, Fabaceae. The record is from RefSeq and is a predicted model, not a curated record. Gene Ontology annotation, molecular function: protein binding.